This is a messenger RNA of Cavenderia fasciculata, 579 nucleotides long. RefSeq lists its product as uncharacterized. The transcript has 2 exons. Bases 1 to 579 code for a protein of 192 amino acids. The record is from RefSeq and is a predicted model, not a curated record. Lineage: Eukaryota; Evosea; Eumycetozoa; Acytosteliales; Cavenderiaceae.
AUGACCGAGGUAGCCCAACGCUGCAUUCUACCCCUCUAUGGAGACAAGAUUUGGAAACGUCAGAUCUCUCUCUAUGUGUCCUACCCAUCAUUGCGUCGAUGUUGCCAGGAUCUCUACUUUUUAAAUGAACUCGAUCACAUCAAAAUCAGCGUUCCCUUUGAACAAGAUCCACUAUUUGGGAUUUGUCAAGAACAACACCGUAGAAUUUCAUUAGAGCAAGCAAUCAAUAAUACUUCUACAAAGGUUAAACAAAGACAUGAUGGACAAGAAGAGGAUUCAGAGGAAGAGGAAGAGGAAGAAGAAAAUGAUGAUCAAGAAGAAGAGUAUGACGACAAAGAGGAGGAGGAACAAUAUUAUAAAGAAAACAAACAAUACACCAAAAAAAGAUCUCCUACUCCUCCAUCUCCACCUAUGCAAAAGGUUUUGAGUAAAAUGCAACCCAAAGUUAUAAAAACCACCAAUAUAAUUCCACCUCCUUCUUCUUCUUCUCCUUCUUCUUCAUUUCCUACUCCUCCUUCACUUCCUCUUCCAUUGCUAGUUUCAAAAGCAAUCCAAUUAAAAGAGAUUUCUUCCAAUUGA